AUGGCCAAGGGCGACGACGUCACGCAAUGCCCAGCAUUGGCAGGUCGAUUACUAAGAGUGCUGGGGCUCCCUCCACGCCCCCGCCAAUAUCAUCUCCAGCGGGGCUGUCAACACCGCUACGGGUACUGCCCCGGCGUUUUCGCUUCCGGACCAGAAGCCGCCACGAUCGAUACGAUUGUGCUGGAGCUUAACGCCUGGCCCUCUUCGCCCGCCGCAACGGAACCAAAGGUGGCGUCUUCGGCAUCAAACACGACAGACAUUAACAACGAUCACGAUUACGAUUCUUGCCACAUCGAUUCUCCACAAACGACGACGGGACGCCGGUGUAGCCAAUCAUCACCGUCGAAUAGGCCGCAGCAGGGCCACAGGCGAGCCAAUUCUUUCGACUCGACGAAUACCGACUCUUCCACUGCAUCCUCGUCGCGCUCACGUUGGGACACGCCAAGCCGGGACGGAUCGACGGCCUCAAGUUGCAGCACGAAACACGUCGAAGACAGACGGAGCAGGGAGUCGAGGAAAGCCUGGAGAGAAUACUGGUGAUUCUCUCCCGAAAUCGACUAGGUAGUUAGUUUAUAGCAGGAAAGGCAGAAA
Messenger RNA from Colletotrichum destructivum, 591 nucleotides. RefSeq lists its product as uncharacterized. Lineage: Eukaryota; Fungi; Ascomycota; Sordariomycetes; Glomerellales; Glomerellaceae. The transcript has a single exon. The record is from RefSeq and is a predicted model, not a curated record. Bases 1 to 540 code for a protein of 179 amino acids.